GUGGUGUUUCAGGUCUAAAGGUGUCUUCACCGCGGGUUGCAGAGACUGAGUCACUGUGAAACCCCGUGUUUGUGAGUCUUGGGGUUCGUUCUCCGGGCGCGUAUAUAUAUUAAGUUGGUGAUGGAGGGUGACCCGUCGCCAGUGUUAUCAGUGACGGAUCCCGUUUCCGCCUUAUCGGUGCUUCAGGAGAUUGAGAAGGAUGCUCAUAGACUCGCGACGUCGGUGGAUGAACUCAUUGACGACAUGACGGGCACUCUGCAGAGCAUGUCCUCACUUACCGUGGAAUCUUUGAAGGGAUAUCGUGAAGCUGUGUAUUUGAGUUGCGGGCAAGUGGAUGCGAGUAUCAAGGCCUUAUAUCGUUUAAUGGCCAAAUGCGAGGAAGUCAACAAAAACAUGGGCCCGAUUCAUCAAAUGGCCGCGGAAAUAAAAGAGACAAAGCGGCUCUUGGAUUUGUUUGAAGCCGAAGUCAAUCAAGGAUUGUGAUACAUGAAACAAACUAAUUAUUAUUUUUACCAAAUUAACUAUCCAUUCCCCCCCCCCCUGAAAUCUGAGUUUUUGAGGCGUUAAAGAAUUACCAUGCACUGAGAAACUCAAUAUUUACAUACCAU
Notodromas monacha is the source of this 608-nucleotide messenger RNA. The record is from the annotation of a GenBank genome assembly. Lineage: Eukaryota; Metazoa; Arthropoda; Ostracoda; Podocopida; Cyprididae.